CAACGGUUCGCGGUUUACUGUGUUGUUUUUUCGUAUAUAGCAAAUCACGAGAAUCCGUGUUCCGUGUUAGGUUCACGUGAUGUGACGAUAGACGCGCGAAUUAACGAGCCCUCGUAGCUGCUCAUUCACUGCAUUGAAAUCAAAUUUUCAUAAGUUCUGACGGCUCGACCAAGCUCGACUAUCCUUGCGUUCUUUCUCUCUCUCUCUCUCUCUUUGUCUGUUCAUCUCCCUCUUUUCUUUAUCUCUCUCACUCUCUAUAAACACAAUACUUGGCGACCCCCCUACACACCAGCCUGGCAACUUUUGUUCACGUAUCGCGCGUACCAAUGUGAAUGUGUAUAUAAUGUUGUAUACGACGUCGAUGCCUCGCACCUUGCACUGUUGAACGCGCUUCGUCUCUCGUGUCGUAGCGAGAAACAGCAAAACAAAAAAAAGCAAUCAAACUUAUAUUACACUCCGAUAUAUUUUCUGUCCAGAAAAAAAAUUUACGCUGAAACUUCGAGCGACGAUUGUUUUUCGUGUGUUAUUUAAAUUCACUCUUCGAAGAAGAUGGCUGGGAAUCGAGAAGUUAUACUCGCUGACUUUCAGGCCUGCACAGGAAUCGAUGAUGUUGGCGAAGCGAUUCUACAUCUUGAAAAUACAAACUGGGAUUUAUUGGCAGCCGUAAACAGAGUAAUGCACCAUGAUACACAGCAAUUACCGUCGGAAAUGAGUCCGGACAUUGAAAUGAUGGAGGUUGUUCAAGGAGUGCCGGUCAUAACUUUUUCAUCCUCCUCCGAAGUUGCUCAUGCUCCGAAAAAUAUUUUGACUCCACGGGCGGAUAAUACGGAGAAUGUGAAACCUGGCACUAGCAGAGCAAGGAAUAGCGCUCAAACGAGCACCAGACAGCUCGAAUUUCACAUUCAUCACGCAAAUCGUUCCUUUAUGAUCAAACUUCCCGAGUCUAGCACAGUUGGGGACUUGAAACAUGCGAUAUAUGACGAAACAAACGUCGGGCCUUGUCAACAACAAUUGCACGGUUGGAAGAAAGAUCCUCCGAGCAAUUCAACACCAUUGCACACUCUUGAACUGCCAAAAGAAAUAACUCUCUAUAUGACCCAGUCUACAGAGCCAGGGGAUUCAAGCUCGGAUCACGUUAGCCUGUCCGACCGACUUACACAAACUUACACUCUCAACGUUCGCGAUGAUAUAUCCAACAAGACGUAUCGACUGAAAUUUCCUGGUACUCACACGAUUCUUGACGUCAAGACAAACGUAUAUUCGUUGAUCGACGUGCCGGUGAGAAAGCAGCAGUGGAACGGUUGGCCGAGCACGAUAAAGGAUGACAAAAUCACGCUGGCCCAGAGCGGGAUCUCGUAUCCGGAACACGAGUUAUCCGUCAGCGAACUUCCGAUAAAAGAAAAUAAAAAAGACGUCGUCGAUCUUGUGGAUAGCGAUAGUUCGGCCGAUGGACCAGAAGACGUUGAAGAAUUUGAAGAUGCUCCUGAAUCCUUUAUCAUCGAAGACGACAUGUUUAUAGAUAAUAUACGGUCAACCAAGAUUCAACGUCUCAUGCCUGAGCACGUCGAGGACGAGACCAUGGGAACAUUGCACUUUGCCGAACAAUUCGAAAAACGUUAUGGUCGUGCCCAUCCAGACUUUUUCACAGGUACCUUCGAAGAAGCGAUAAAAGAAUCGUGUCUGAAGCCUGCAAAAGAGAGAAAAUUAUUAGCGGUUUAUCUUCAUCACGACAAUAGUGUCUUGGCAAAUGUGUUUUGCACCCAGCUGCUGGGUUUUGAGACCGUACUGCAAUUGCUCUCAGCAAAUUUUGUCGUUUGGGGAUGGGAUGUGACGUACGAGAGCAACAAAGCAAAAUUCUUAUCGUCGGCGAGUCAAGCACUGGGAAUGGUGGGCGCAGCCGCGAUACAGAAUAUCGACGUCGAUACACUUCCAGUUCUCAUGAUUAUCAUGAGAUCAAGAUCCAUCACGGAAAUCUUCACUAUUGUACAUGGCAAUGUCGGAGUUAACGAACUCUUGACGAACUUGAUUCAGGCAGUCGACGUCUUUCAAGAUCAAAGACGCGCUGAUAUUGGCGUCGAGGAGGAAAGACAAGCACGGGAACGCGUCAAACAGGAACAAGACAGAGCAUAUCAGGAGAGUUUGGCAGCUGAUAGAGCAAAAGAAGAAGCGAAGCAGAUGAACGAACAGAUGGAGAAGCAGAAAAAAGAAGAGGCGGAAAGUCAAAGACUGGCAGAAGAAGCGCGAAAGGAAGCUCACAGAUUGGCUGUAGAAUCGAGUCUACCACCGGAGCCCGAAUUGGGUGUCGGGGAUGGUAUUCUCAAAGUGAAAGUUCGUCUUACAGCUGGAAAAUUUUUAGAGCGCAGGUUUCACGCUGAUACGCCGUUGCAGACGCUCCUUAAUUUCCUCAUCGUUCAAGGAUAUCCGACCGAAGAGUAUAAAGUUUUGUCUAGUUGGCCUCGAAGGGAUCUCACGUCCAUGGAUACGAAACUCACUUUGGCAGAAUUGAAAUUCUGCCCACAAGAAACGGUGAUUCUUGAACAGCGAUAAAAAAAAAUAAUGAGAGAAUGAUAAAAGAAAAUAUGAUGAAUGAAAAAAAAAAUCAAUGUAUUUAAAUUUUUCGAAGUGUAAGAACUAAGAGCGUCGCGAUAUUCUUAAUGUUGUAUUUAUUUAAUAAUUUUCUCGUGGUAGUCAACAGUUGAAGUGAGUUCUUCUUCCCCGCCCCGUUUAAACUUAUGCAACACAAUUUGUACCGCUGCACACUUUUUUUUGUUCCAAAACGAGCGUGUAUGCGUACCGAAGUCUGCAGUUUCUAUUUUGUACGAGAAAGAUAAGCAUGAAACAGAAUACUGAAAAUUGAGUUUGAAAAGAAGAGAUAUAAACGAAAAGUGCAAAAAUAAAUGCCACCGGUGGACGCCCAUCGGAAACGUGCAUGUGAGUGUGAAAUUUUUCAAAAUAAAUACGAAAAGUUAGGUCUUUGUGCGUAAUGUUAAUAUGACAAUUUAUCGCUACGUAGAAAAAUUAAUUUUCAUUUUAUUAUUCAUGCACUUUGUGCUAUAAAGAAUUUUUGUAAAUUAAUUAGGAAGUCACUGAUUGCCGCAUGUUGCUUUCGGAGAUUGGCAUUGCUCGAGUGAUAAAUUACGAAAGCCAAAUUUCCAAAAUACAAUUAUAAACUAUAUGGAAUGAUGAAAAUAAAUGACUUUCGAUAAAUCUCUUAAGUGUGUAAAAGAUAAACUUUGGACAUUUAUAUUUCGCAAAUGAUUUUCUGUUAUACAAUAUGAAUAAUAAAAUUAUUGAUGAAGUCUUAAA
Messenger RNA from Venturia canescens, 3306 nucleotides. It is a transcript of the gene casp, whose product is annotated as Fas associated factor casp. The record is from RefSeq and is a predicted model, not a curated record. NCBI's taxonomy places the organism in Eukaryota, Metazoa, Arthropoda, Insecta, Hymenoptera, Ichneumonidae. The coding region runs from base 550 to 2547 and encodes 665 amino acids. Gene Ontology annotation, cellular component: endoplasmic reticulum; nucleus. Gene Ontology annotation, molecular function: ubiquitin binding. The transcript is spliced from 11 exons.